Molecule: messenger RNA, 534 nt
Organism: Seminavis robusta
Lineage: Eukaryota; Bacillariophyta; Bacillariophyceae; Naviculales; Naviculaceae
Source: the annotation of a GenBank genome assembly
AUGGUUCCUCCAAUGCUAGUGAUGAUGAUGAUGCUGGUGUUGAUGAUGAUGACUUUGGUGGUGGUGGAUGGAUUUGCUCCUUCUUGUGUGACUUCAGUGGUUGGAAUGAGAACUGCUUCUUGCUCUGCUUCUUCUUCUAGUCAAUUGCUGGCCAUGGUCUCGAACAGUACCGGCACGAGCAGUAUGAGUACCAGUAAUAAUAAUAAUCAAGUGCAAGUGGACUUUGGUCAAUGGGCCAGUUUCGAACCAGCGUGCAAAGAGAAUACGUCGCUGCAAGCUUCUUUGAAAGCAAGACAAGACGAAUUGAAGAGAGGCAUUGGCCGUCGCUACGUCAUUUUGGCAUCGGAGCUUCAUGUUCAUUCCUCCAUUUCCGGAGGUCCGCAGCAAACCGACAAUGUCGUGGCCACUCUGAAACGAGGCGAUAUUGUCACCUCGCAAGAUCGCAUUGGAAAAUACUGGGUCAAACACGAUGCGGGGGGUUGGAGUUAUACAUGGAAGGAAGGAAACUACGUGUUGCAACUCAUUCAAGAAUAG